CCCCGCGCGACCGCUCCGAGUUUAUUAAACUGAUCGUCAACGACUUUGGACGUUUUUGUGUGUGUUUGUGUGUGUGUGUUUUCUCACUUCGCACGUGGGGAGGAGCAACGCGAAGACGACGGGAAAAAAAGAGCUUUCCUGGGGCAUGUGCGUCUGGCGGGAAACCUGUUUCGCGUCCGGUUUUCCCGUGAAGCGUCGCGUGGAAGUGUGAGCGGCGGCGGCGGCGCACGCAUGAGCCGCGCGCUCGGAACGGCGCGCACUCUCCGGUGACGAAAUGCCGCGCGACCGCGGCGGAGACGAAGGCGCGUCCGGCGGCGUGCGCCUUGAGACACGCGCGACGGAGGACGUGGAGCGCGGCGGAGCUGGCGCGCGGCGCUCGGGCGCGGACGGACGGCGGGGAGAGCGCGGCGCUCGCCUCAGCCUGCUCGGCAAGCCGCUGGUGUACGGCGCGCAAAGCGGCCGCAGGAACGCGCGCUACCGCCGCCUGCAGAACUGUCUGUACAACGUGCUCGAGCGACCGCGAGCCUGGGCGUUCGUCUAUCACGCGCUUGUGUUUGUGUUGGUGUUUGGCUGUUUGGUGCUGUCCGUCUUCUCAACCAUUCCAGAUCAUCAAGAAAUGUCAUCUCGUUCUCUGUUUAUACUGGAGUUUGUGAUGAUUAUUGUGUUUGGGAUGGAGUACCUGGUGCGGAUCUGGUCAGCAGGCUGUUGCUGCCGGUACCGAGGAUGGCAGGGACGGCUGCGAUUCGCCCGAAAGCCAUUCAGCAUUAUAGACAUCAUUGUGCUGAUCGCAUCGGUCGCCGUGGUUUCAGCUGGUAGCCAGGGCAACAUCUUUGCCGCAUCGGCACUGAGGAGUCUACGCUUCCUGCAGAUCUUGCGCAUGGUGCGCAUGGACCGCCGCGGAGGCACCUGGAAGCUUCUGGGCUCUGUCGUUUAUGCACACAGCAAGGAGCUUGUGACAGCCUGGUACAUCGGCUUUCUGGUGCUCAUCUUCGCCUCGUUCCUCGUCUACCUUGUGGAGAAGGACAUGAACAAGGAGUUUUCGACAUACGCCGAUGCGCUCUGGUGGGGCACGAUUACCCUGACCACUAUAGGCUACGGAGAUAAGACUCCCAAGACGUGGACGGGCCGCUUGCUGUCCUCCGGCUUCGCCCUGCUCGGCAUCUCCUUCUUUGCCCUGCCUGCGGGUAUACUGGGCUCGGGUUUCGCUCUGAAAGUCCAGGAGCAGCACAGACAGAAGCACUUUGAGAAGAGAAGGAAUCCUGCAGCUUGCCUCAUCCAGUGUGUUUGGCGUAGCUAUGCGGCUGAUGAGAACUCGGUUUCCAUUGCUACCUGGAAGCCACAUUUAAAGGCGUUGCAUACCUGCAGUCCUACAAAGAAGGAUCAAGUGGAGACCUCAACAAAUAAGGGUCUUAGCGAUAAGCGCGGACUUCGCAGGAAACUGAGUUUAAGGAGUCAGAAGCUGAGCUUUAAGGACCGUGUAAGGAUGGCCAGUCCUCGCGGUCAGAGCGUCAAGAGCAGACAGACGUCCGUCACGGACCGGCGUUCCCCGGGUGCCGAGAUCAACGCCGACGGCUCCAGUCCCGUCAAGGUGCAGAAGAGCUGGAGCUUCAAUGACCGGACUCGCUUCAGACCCUCACUCCGCCUCAAGAGCCAGUCCCGCUCCACCACCACCGAUGGUGAGGCUAAUACGGCACCGGAAGAGGGCUUUGAUGACAAAGGCUGUCACUGUGAGAUCUCUGCUGAGGACCUGUUACCGGCAGUGAAGACCGUCAUCCGAGCAAUCCGGAUCAUGAAGUUCCACGUGGCGAAGAAGAAGUUUAAGGAGACGCUGCGUCCGUAUGACGUUAAGGACGUGAUCGAGCAAUAUUCAGCAGGACACCUGGACAUGUUGUGCCGGAUUAAAAGUUUACAGACGAGGGUAGAUCAGAUCCUGGGGAAGGGGCAGGUUCCUGUAGAUAAGAAGCUGAGGGAGAAGAUGCUGUCUGACGGAGAUCUGCUGGAGGACGUCAGCAUUUUAGGGAGGGUGUGUAAAGUCGAGAGGCAGGUACAGUCUAUUGAAUCUAAGUUGGACUCCUUGCUGGAUGUCUACCGACAGGUCCUUCAAAAAGGCACCUCCUCAGCUCUCAGCCUGUCCUCCCUGCCCCUAUUCGAACUGGCUCAAUCAACAGACUACCCAAGUCCGGUCUUUGCCAAGGAUCUCUCUUCUCCUUCACAGUUGAGCCAAAUGAGUAGCUCCAACUUUUCCCGGGGCUUUCAUCUCAUCUUGGCUCCCAAUGAGUUCAACUUCAACUUGAACAAUGCAUCAGGGUCUCCCUCUGUAGAUGACACGCUAAAUUCGGCCUCACCAUUUAGCCCAUCCCCGCUUCAGCCUCUUACAACACCCACCACAGAUUGCCCACCUGUUUUCACAGCAAACAAUGUUCAACCCGGUGGGGUGCAUUUUCCCAGACUGGCUAACCCUCCUCCACCCCCUGUUGCAUCUGCUCGGUUUCAGCUGCCCCUAUUGCCACCUCUGUCAGGCCGAGUGAACAACGGUUUAACCCAAUCUCAGUCCAGUCCUUCUGAUCAUUUCCCUCCUUCAUAUUUAAACAGAUCCCAGCAGGACUUGGCACAAAGCGCUAGAAAUCGUCCCAGCGCCAAAGAGGAUGCUUCCUGGAGGAGACAUAUGAGCCCAGAGAUGGGACUGGAAAUGGACCCUCUGGUGGAGCUCUCACCCUCCUCGGUGCCAGAUGGAGGGGACCAGGCUGUUUCCAUGGGAAAGUCUGUCCAGGACCUCAUUGGGAUUCCAGAGGUUGAUGGGCACCACAACCUCUCAGCCAGCAGCAGCCAGGACUCUUUGGCAGCAGAGAAUGAGAUAGGAGGUGGUGGCUGGGCCGAGGCCGAACUCUUCAUCGCAGAUGGAGACCUGGAGAAAUCAGCUCAGACUCAGCCCUCAGGGUUGGGCUUCCUAGCACAGCCUGUGGCAAAUUCCAAUUUCUCUGAACCUUUGAGGACUGGGACAGCAACAAGGGAUGGUCUUGGACUGGCGCCCAAAUUGGGUGGGACAAAGCCCUUCAUUAUGCCACAUGUUCGACUUAAACAAUGAGUCAUUGAGUUAAUGAACUCUUAUUAGACUUGAUCUUACUGAAGGACACAAAGCUUUCUUGAAAUCUUUGUCUUACCUUUAAGUAUUUUAUUUUAAAAUUUGGAAUGGGAGGUAAGGCAAGAAUAGAGUUUGAAGUAUGUUUUUUUAUUUUUUACAUUCGUUUAAAUUUUAGAUUUAAUUUUUUUAUAUUGUUGAUAAGUAAUGAUUUAUUUAAGAUAAAGAAAAAGGUUUUAUACCGUGAAACAUACAUGAGGACUCUUCAUUGCAUGCAUUGUGCUUUUUUUAAAGCACUGUAUUAGUGGCUUAGCCUAAUGAGGGAAAGUCAAAAUAUAAUGAAAAAAAACUUUCUUACAUUACUGAUAGUAUAAUUUAAUUAAUUUUCUGUUGGGUUCCAUUUUACAUGUCAUAGCAACAUCAACGAAAACCCUUGUGAAGACAGAUUGAAUAUUUACUUCACGUGUAAACUCACUGACUAGUUCAGGUAAACUGGUCAAAUCAGGGUUGAAUGGUGUUUUCAAGUCAAUCGAACUGCACUAGGUUUUACUCACUUGGUCUCAGAAUGGUCAUUUCAGUUCACACUGAAAAAGUAAAAGUGGCAUAAUGAAUUCAGUACAAAAAUAAUGAUUGCAUGUAUAUUACAAUUAAAGUAGAUUAAAUCCAUGAAAUUAAUAAUGUAAUAAUUCUGUUGCAUGUUAUACUGGAACGGAAGGUUUAUGAACAAGUUGGCUUGACAAUGUCAUUUUAUCAUUAGGGUACAGAAUAAGAAGUUAAUUAAGACAUAAGGUGGAGUUAUGAGAAGGGGAAGCUCUGGAGGAGGUUUAUGGAAGCCAUGGUGGCUAUGAAGAUAAAGAGUUUACACAACAAGCUCAGGUUGAUUUGGAUUUUGGGAUUCUUCUGGAUGUAACAUGUAAUCAAUUGACAGUAAAUUCCAGGAGUAGAUACAUGAUGCUCCUUGAGGCAGCAGAAAGAAACAUGAACCCAUCACUGAGAGGCUUUUUAGUUUCUGGGUAGUGGUGGCUUUAACGGUUAAGGCUGUGGGUUACUGAUAAAAACGUUGGGACUUCAAGCCCUAGCACUACCACUGGUGAGUUCUUAAGCAAGACCCUUAACCCUAUCUGCUCCGGGGGUGCUGUACUAUAUACUGGCUCACCCUGCAUUCUGACCCCAGAUUCCAGAAGCCAUAUGAAAUAAAAGCCUAGUGUCAGUAGCCAAUUUAGGGUCAGAAUUAAUGGGCUAUUGUUUAUAUACCUCAAUAUGAGACUAUUUGGUUUUGUACAGUCCUGGAGCACAUCUGGCAUGGGUCCAUCUAUAGCAGUCUCUGAAAACAAAGGCUACGCAGAAAGAGAGAGAAGAUAAUAAACUCUAAUCUAGUGAGCUUUUAAAAUGCAAUGCACAUUAAUAUGUUUUAAACAGGCGAUACUGUUUUGUGCCUCAAUAAUAUUUAUUUAUACAGUAUUUAUUACUAUUUAUUUGUAUUACGUAUGUGGCUGAUUUUUCUGAUAUUUGAAUGAGCCACACACACAUUAUAGCCUCAAUAUGACCAUCAUGUUAUGACUUGGUUUCCCCUCUUUGCCUCCUUUGAUAAGAAAUACAAGAAGCUCCCCUAAGUAUAAGAAAAUAGAAACUAAUAAAUAAAUUCCAACCAUUAUUUGUUAUAUACUAAGCGAAACUGAGACUGGUACAUAUCCUAUAAGAAGUGGAACUAUAUAAAUACUGUAGGCUAAUAACUCAACAUUAAGAAUUUUGCAGUAUGCUAUAUUCAUAGAUAUGAUAUUUUCUAGGCUUGUCAAGCCAACUUAAAAUUUCUUUCUUGAAAAAAAACAUAUUUUUUUUUACAUCUUUUAAGUGGUACAUUACAUUGUGAAGUGUUUAGAUAUAAUAAGUCCCGGGCAUAUUGAAGGGUACCUUUGCUGUUGAACACUGUACAGUUUUGUUAAAAAAAAUUAAUAAAAUAAUAAUA
Molecule: messenger RNA, 5045 nt
Organism: Clarias gariepinus (North African catfish)
Lineage: Eukaryota; Metazoa; Chordata; Actinopteri; Siluriformes; Clariidae
Gene: kcnq5b
Product: potassium voltage-gated channel, KQT-like subfamily, member 5b
Exons: 15
Coding region: 275-3085 (936 amino acids)
Biological process (GO): potassium ion transport; transmembrane transport
Cellular component (GO): membrane
Molecular function (GO): voltage-gated potassium channel activity
Source: RefSeq, a predicted model, not a curated record